This is a messenger RNA of Physella acuta, 2825 nucleotides long. RefSeq lists its product as uncharacterized. Lineage: Eukaryota; Metazoa; Mollusca; Gastropoda; Physidae. The record is from RefSeq and is a predicted model, not a curated record.
CCUAUGACAGGUUCGAGUAAAUAGGUCAUGUCUCCGUUUGGAGACUCAGUUUUCAAAAUGGCGACAUCAAUACGGAAAUAAAUGCGAUAGUCAUCUACGUUCGUUAUGAGCCAAUAAAGGCAUGCCUUAAUUAAGAAAGUGAUUUAUCAGGAUAGAUAAUUUACAUUUGUUCAAGAGUUACUGGCCUUACCAUGAAAAUAAGAAUCAGGCAAGGUUUAGCCAGUUGCCUGGUGCUAAUGAUGUGGGUGCCCGUAUUGUCUCAGAGUGUCAGAGAAUAUGACAUGGAUGAGCUGGCAACAUGUGGCAGGACUAUCAGUGUUGAUGACUCUGGAGUACGCCUCAAUGGGCGGGGCAACACCGCCCCAUCCAACCCACCCCUUGAGUGUAUUGCAUACCUCAUGUCAGUCUAUGCCAGAGAUGAUGGCAGCAAUAAACUCCAAAUUGAAAUUGAGAGUCUUGUCAUCAAAGACUGCACCGUCAGAGUGGACUUGUACAACGGCAGGACUAGUGUUGGAAACACUUUGCAAGCUCUCUCUUGUCAGUAUGGGUCUACUGGAAUAGUGUAUUCAACUGGACGAGAAGUGACUGUUAAAUUUUCACGUCCUGACAGAAUUAUUCACAAUGAGUAUCAAUACAGUUUGCUGAUAAAACCAUACAAGGACCAAAAUGUGCCAGGUACUAUGAUGGGAGUUGAUGCCUUGCCAGUUGGGGCCAUCAUUGGCAUUGUAAUUGGAUGUAUUGUCCUGGUAGCCUUGAUCAUCCUCUUUCUCUGGUGCUGCUGUACAGGCCGAAUUGGAAACUUCAACAUUCCUGGCCGGUCUAUCUUCCAUUCAUCUUCCAAGCCAGCUGUUGUCAAUAGCAGCUCAACCUCAGAGAAGUCUAAGCCUCCAAUCAUUGACUUCCAGGACCCUGUUGUAUGGAACACUGUGACAACGGGUAAAUAUGACCCACAAUCUCAGAACCGAGGCAGCCUGUACCAGAAGGGUGGACCACGCAUGGGCAGAAACUUCCAACGAGAAGGGAGCUACCGCAAUAUGCCAGGUCAAGGUGACUCACUAAACAGGAUGUCAAGACACGAGUAUGAGCAGUACGCAUAUGAUCAAAAAGAGAAAGAAAAGGAAGAGGAAGAGAGAAGAAAAAGAGAGGAUGCUAGGAAUAUACAGGAGGAGUUGAGAAGAAAGCAGGAAGAAAGAAAGAAACAAGAAGAAGAAAGGAAAAGGCUGGAAGAAGCGAAAAACAAACAAACAAGUAAAGAGACAUUAAUUGAUGAUGUGUUUGACACUGAUAGUAACAAAACCACAGAAACCGAUGACACGUCUCUGAAGAAGAAAGAUGGUUCUCCAAAAUCAAAACGGAAGGGUGAUGUCCCUGAGACAAGAGACAUUGAUGGCAACAUGCAGAGGUAUCUCUCCAUUGACCUUCAGAGUCAGCCGGACUCUGAAACAAUCUCCAGCCCACUGCAUGUGAAUGCUGGGUUCAGGGCCAGGGUUGACGAUCAUCCUGAAUCACCCAACGCCAGUCUGCGCAAGAAGAAAAAGGGAGAUAAAUCACCAUUAUCAAGACGAAAAGGGAAAGAACCAGAUCCUACAGCUCUGCCUCCAGAAGCGUUUGAACCAAUUUUCAACUCUGCUAUAACUGGUAUCAACUAUCCAGGCAAUCAACCUCAGGGCCAGUAUGGAUAUCCAGGUGGAUUUUAUCCGUAUGGUCUCAUCCCUGCAGGUGCUUUUGCCCCUGGUCCCCUUGGCACGCAAACAUAUGCAUAUGCAUAUCAAACAGUCCCACAAUCAGGUGCACCUGUUCAGGGUGCAUAUGUUGUUCAAGACACGCCUACAGCAACCGGGGGCAACUUGCGCAAGGCAUUCGCUGUUGAAGUAUCUCCACACAAGAGAACUUCAGAAAGUCGACGCCACAAAAAGGGAAAUGAACUUGAAAGAGCUGGCCGUGGCCAGAUAAGAGAUGUUAUUCGAGAUCCAGAACUUUCUCUUAUUGCACGGGGUGCAGCCCCACCUGACCCUGGGCAGGGUCAAAGGUCGGUUGCUGUAAAGACAGGCACUGACCCUAAAACUGGUGUAAAUACCACUCAAGUGGUAUGGACAGACACCGUACCCGACCCAACGGACCCGAAACCCGGGGAAAACCCACAGAUCACACGUAAAACAAUCACCAGGGUUACAACAAAAAGUGGCUAUGCCGAGCUUCAGCCUGAGACCAACAUUUUGUUACUGGAUGAUGGUACAGAGCCCUCCUUCCUGGCACCAAGUGCUAAUAGAUCACAGCCUGCAAUCAUGCCCUCUAGCGGCAAUGAAAACAUAGCCUUCUACACCGGGGCUGGGGACCACCACACUGUUGCGCCCCCUGAACGGUCAUCUACACCAACUUCAAUGCAUGGAGCCCCAGUGUACAACUACGCCAUCAGAGACAGGAUACCUAUGGAUGACUCCACAGUUUAAUGGGGGUCUUGUUAUAUUGUCAACCCAUCUUUGCUCAUCAGUUUAAAUAAUGACUGUCUUCUAUUUUUGUAUCAGAUCUAAACCUGAUAACCUCUGCUACACAAGUAACAAAUGCUAAAUAUUUGGCUAACAACCAUUUCAAUGAAUUAUUUUUUUACCCUGUUUUACUGAACCAGAUUUCUUCUUGUGUCUUGAUCUCUUUUUUUUAAUAUGUGAAAGCAGUAAUUGAAUAAUGCUAUCAGAAUUUUCACUUAAGCACUGAAGUCUAUGCCAUAACAUAAUUUGUACUAUAGAGAAUAACGCAUUGCUGAUUUUAAAACAUUUUUAAAAAAAAUGUACAUGACAGUUUUUUAAAAUAUAAUGUUGCUAAAGGGU